CAGGCAGAAGGACUGACUUCCCUCUCUCGGGCAUCCUUACUGGGCUGCCGGGAGGCGGCGGCGGAGGAGGAGAAGAAGGAAAAGGGGGAGAAGGCGGAGAGCAGGAACGCGAGGAGGUGGACCUGGAUCCGUUUCUCCCGGCCAGGACCCGAGCAGCCCCAGCUACAGCUACCCGCAGGCGCCGUCCCCUAUCCAUCAGCCCUCCUGCGCCCACUCGCGACCCCAGGCUCUCUGCGCGUCGGACCGGGGCCAGAGCCGCGCGGCUGGAGACGGCCUGGCCUCCUGGUGAUGUUCACGCUGUGCUAAGUGUUGGUGGCCAUCGAGGAUUUUGCAUCCUGGGGACGAAUCCUGAGCUUGCCAGAGACGGACGGUGCAAGCAGGUCCGGCCUCUGUUUCCACGUGAGGAGCAGCCGCGGCCCACCGAGAUGUCCCGGCACCACAGCCGCUUCGAAAGAGAUUACCGGGUGGGCUGGGACCGCCGCGAGUGGAGUGCCAACGGGACGCAUGGGACCACCAGCAUCUGCAGUGCCACCACCGGGGCGGGUGGCGGCACAGCCAGCAGCCUCAGCGCCCGGCCCGGCCUCCUGCCACUACCCGGGGUGCCCUCCCGGCUGCCCACACCCGCCACAGCUCCCGCGCCCUGCACCACCGGCAGCAGCGAGGCCAUCCCCAGCCUCGUGGCCAGCUCUGCCUCUGCCGUCACCACCAAGGCCCCCGGCAUCUCCAAAGCAGACAGUCAGUCCCAGGGACUCACGACCAGCAUCCGGUGGGGGCAGACGCCCAUCAAUCAGUCCACGCCUUGGGACACCGAUGAGCCGCCCUCCAAACAGAUGAGGGAGAGCGACAAUCCAGGCACAGGGCCGUGGGUGACCACAGUGGCCGCCGGAAGCCAGUCUGCCCUGAUCGCACACUCCUACGGAGUGGCCCAGCCUCCCACCUUCAGCCCGGCUGUGAACGUCCAGGCACCGGUCAUUGGGGUGACCCCUUCACUGCCUCCCCACGUGGGGCCCCAGCUCCCGCUGAUGCCAGGCCACUACUCACUCCCACAGCCGCCCUCUCAGCCACUGAGCAGCGUGGUGGUCAACAUGCCCGCCCAGGCCCUGUACGCCAGCCCGCAACCCCUGGCUGUUUCCACGCUGCCCGGCGUCGGGCAGGUGGCCCGCCCAGGACCCACCACUGUGGGCAAUGGCCACAUGGCAGGGCCCCUGCUGCCUCCACCGCCGCCGGCCCAGCCGUCUGCCACUCUCCCCAGCGGUGCCCCUACCACCAAUGGGCCCCCCACGUCAGACUCGGCCCACGGGCUGCAGAUGCUACGGACCAUUGGCGUGGGGAAGUAUGAGUUCACCGAUCCCGGGCACCCCAAAGAAAUGUUGAAGGAAUUGAACCAGCAGCGCAGAGCGAAAGCGUUUACAGACCUGAAAAUUGUUGUUGAAGGCAGAGAGUUUGAAGUCCACCAAAAUGUUCUAGCUUCCUGCAGCUUGUAUUUCAAGGACCUGAUUCAAAGGUCGGUGCAAGACGGCAGCCAGUGUGGCCGGGAGAAGCUGGAGCUCGUCCUGUCCAACCUGCAGGCCGACGUCCUUGAGCUGCUGCUGGAGUUUGUCUACACGGGCUCCCUGGUCAUCGACUCGGCCAACGCCAAGACCCUGCUAGAGGCAGCCAGCAAGUUCCAGUUCCACACCUUCUGCAAAGUCUGCGUGUCCUUUCUCGAGAAGCAGCUGACGGCUAGCAACUGCCUGGGGGUGCUGGCCAUGGCCGAGGCCAUGCAGUGCAGCGAGCUCUACCACAUGGCCAAGGCCUUUGCGCUGCAGAUCUUCCCCGAGGUGGCAACCCAGGAGGAGAUCCUAAACAUCUCCAAGGAUGACUUCAUUGCUUACAUCGCCAAUGACAGCCUCAACACCAAGGCCGAGGAACUAGUGUACGAGACCGUCAUCAAGUGGAUCAAGAAAGACCCCGUGUCCCGUGCGCAGUACUCGGCGGAGCUCCUGGCCGUGGUCCGCCUCCCCUUCAUCCACCCCAGCUACCUGCUCAACGUGGUUGACAACGAGGAGCUGAUCAAGUCAUCGGAAGCAUGUCGGGACCUGGUCAACGAGGCCAAACGCUACCACAUGCUGCCACACGCCCGCCAGGAGAUGCAGACGCCCCGAACGCGGCCCCGCCUCUCAGCAGGUGUGGCCGAGGUCAUCGUUUUGGUUGGGGGCCGUCAGAUGGUGGGGAUGACCCAGCGCUCGCUGGUGGCUGUCACCUGCUGGAACCCGCAGAACAACAAGUGGUACCCCCUGGCCUCACUGCCUUUCUAUGACCGCGAGUUCUUCAGCGUAGUGAGUGCCGGGGACAACAUCUACCUUUCAGGUGGGAUGGAAUCAGGGGUGACGCUGGCCGAUGUCUGGUGCUACAUGUCCCUGCUCGAUAACUGGAACCUCGUCUCCAGGAUGACGGUCCCCCGCUGUCGGCACAAUAGCCUUGUCUAUGAUGGGAAGAUCUACACCCUCGGGGGACUUGGCGUGGCAGGCAAUGUGGACCACGUGGAGAGGUAUGACACCAUCACCAACCAAUGGGAGGCGGUGGCCCCUCUGCCCAAGGCAGUGCACUCAGCAGCAGCCACAGUGUGUGGAGGAAAGAUCUACGUGUUUGGGGGCGUGAAUGAGGCGGGCCGAGCUGCAGGCGUCCUCCAGUCUUACGUUCCGCAGAGCAACACGUGGAGCUUCAUCGAGUCCCCGAUGAUUGACAACAAGUACGCUCCUGCCGUCACCCUCAAUGGCUUCGUUUUCAUCCUGGGUGGGGCUUAUGCCAGAGCCACCACCAUCUAUGACCCUGACAAAGGGAACAUUAAGGCAGGUCCCAACAUGAAUCACUCUCGCCAGUUCUGCAGUGCUGUGGUACUCGACGGCAAGAUUUAUGCAACUGGAGGCAUUGUUAGCAGUGAGGGACCUGCCCUGGGCAACAUGGAAGCCUAUGAGCCUGCAACCAACACGUGGGCCCUCCUCCCCCACAUGCCCUGCCCCGUGUUCAGACACGGCUGCGUCGUGAUAAAGAAAUAUAUUCAAAGCGGCUGACAUCAGCAGAAAGCCCACGCCGAGACUGUGGACAGACACGUCUGGUGAGGCAAAUGCUACUCACAAAGAUCAACUUCCAGCAACACCAAUAAGAGGCCGACCAACACAAUCAAGGAACUCACUACGCCACACAUUUUGAAUACCGUCUACACUGAAUGUAGGAAAUCAUCCUCGCCUUUGGGGAAAACGAGGGAGUAGCCUCCGAGCUGCGGGAACCGCGACCGAUCGAGCGAGCUGGGCCCUGGGGCUCCUGCAGAGGCACUUGCUCUGGCCGGAGGCGCUCACUCUGCCCGGUGCAAUAGUUUCACAUAUUUUUCAACUGGGAGAGAGAAGCCGUUUUUUCCUUCCUGCAGGGCAAGCUUGAUCCCCAGCCAACCAUAGAUCAGUUAUCCUAUGACAAUAUUAGGCGUCAGGCUCUCUUGAAAUAAGAUCAAAGUGUCCUUAUCACUUUGAUUCCUACUUCUGUUUUUAACCCAUCUACGAUUUCAGUGGCCGAGGGGAAACAAGGGACAAUACUAUGUAUGGGGCCUGAGGCCUAGGAGGCUGCUGGUCCCCACGAGGGCGAAGAUAAGUCCAGGUUCUCUGCGGAGCCAGAUGUGACUGGAGCGGCGGCAGCCGUGGGGACAGCUAGGGAGAACCGUCUGUCCCUUCCCAGGGUUUUCUACCGUGUUUUUGCUGGAGAAGGACGAGGUGAUUGUGCUAGCUUUCUCUUAUCCCAUAUGAAUUAUUUAGAUUUCCAAGGCAUUUUCUUGAUAAACAAAAGGCUAUUUUUAAGUACCGAGAGAAAGAGGCAGCCACGAGAGGGAUAACGCGGGAAUUCCCAAAGCUCUUUGUAGGUAGUGCCAGAGUGGGGCAUUUGCUCUAAUUUUUCUAUGUUCAGAAUAGAGGAUCUCUCCUGGGUGGGGGUGAAUGCCCCCAUUUUAUUUUUAGAAAAAGUAACUCCCAGACAGCCCCGUAAAAGCCGUGCCUCAUGGAAGCACUGUCGUAGAGAGACAACUCUGUUCCUGAAGGAAACCAGUUCUGGCUCGUGACACCAGGUCAGCUCCCUCCAUGAGGUAAAGCUGAGGACCCAGGCCAGGCUGGAAGGGAAGGAGGGAGAAUACAUGUCUACAAAGCACAGGAGACUAUUUUUGAUAUUUAUAGCUAUAUAUUAAGGCACCUGCCACAAAGAGCUCUCAGGAUGGGGACAGCCUUCUCAGACGAGCCGUGACAGCCAAGGCCUGAAUCAUUCUUCUAGUAGCAUCUUAACCCAAGCAAGGGGAGCCAGGAGGGAGGCCACCCCGUGGCUCACAGAGAAAGGCCUUCCCUCUAGUCCUCAGACCCUCAAACCUCACGUGGUGACCAGUUUCCAUUCCAGGGCACGAAGGAGGCAGCCGCCACUGCUGUGCUGUUUAGCUGAAGUUGGUACCAAAUACGCAUUUACCAUUUUUAUACCUGGUAAGUCGACUUGCCGUCAUUUCAUCAUAAAAACCACUUAUAAGGAGAAAAGGACAGGACACGCUCUCCAUCCUUCAGUAUUUGAUGACACAAAGUCCCAGUGUCGGGCAUCAACUUCUAGCACUACAAGUGUGGCUCCCACUUGGACAAGAUACCGAGCUUCGUUAUGCAGUUUUUAAUAUUAUUUAUUCUUUUAAAAAGUAAUAAGCACAAAACUACAUACGUUGUAUGUCAUUUAAAGUAUUUAUGUCAAACAGGGUGCAAGUGUGAACCCAAGGACUGGAGCACAAGUGUCUAACUGCCUGGGGCAGGGCGAUGUCAGCGUUGGUGGGCGUCUACCUCCAAAGGAGGUGUUAGUGGUCAGCGGGACUCAACACAGACGACACUGAAAUCCUGUUCUCUCCUCAGUUAUCACACUGGAGCAAAACUGGCUAUUUCUGUGAAUGAUAUAAAACAGGGUUCUCUGUAACGGUAUUGUACAUAGUAUAUGUUUAUUGUUAAGUUCUUGUUAUAAUAAAUAUAUUUAUAGAUCUAGACUCGGAAGCCAAUGUAAUGCCUCUGUGUGCCACUGUCCUUGCCACCGAGAUGAGAAACCCCAGUGCAGGCCUGUGCCACCUCUCCCAUCAGCUGUCCGGGCUCUGUUACAGACUUGAAUGCACAUCUUGGUGAUCAUAAAGGAUAGGACUCCUCAGCAAGGGAAUGAAUGUACAGGGCUGAAAGGCAAGAAUAAAGGGCAAUUACAGGUCAAAGUUGAAAGGGACUUGCAAACACUCUGGCAUCGACUCUGAGGGUCUCCCUUCAGUUUAAGUGCUCUUAUUACACUUGUGCAACCGAAAGCUUCAAAAAGUUAGCUUCCCCCUGGUCUGCUUCCUGUGCCAGAGGCUGUCCUGGAGAACUGUGACAAAUCCACAUGGCAACUCCACGCCAUCAGCCUGAGAAGAGACGCAACACCCUUCCUUCAGGAAGAACAAGUUGUGACUGCCAUUCUAAAAUCCAGUCGGGGGCCUCCCUGCCUUCAUUCAGUCCCGCCUGAGGCUGUUCUCUAACCUGUUGUAAUAGACCGGCUUUGCUCUCCUAAGGAUACCCACGCAAAGCCCAGGGCAAAAGCAUAGAACACCAGAUGGGAUUGCUCCCUCUCUUGCAUGCAAGGACUUUAGAUUUAACGGAUUAGUAGGAGAAGGUAGAUUUACCAGCAUUUUACCCAAGGGAAGAGCCUUAAUCCCCAAAUCUCACCAAGACCUAGUAUCUCCUUGCAAGAAAAAAAUCAGAAGAAGGUAGGUUGGGGUGGGUGGAACUGGGAGUUCUCAGAGAACUCAGCUGAGGCCUUACGAUGAGUGGACCACACACUUGCCAAAAAUAUCUGCACUGGUACCUUCACAACACCAGUCCUAGAGGAAAGGAUGGAGAAUGUCUAGAAGAUUCCAAUCAUGAAGAGCUAAAAUUAUAAGCUAAAUUAUAAGCUAAAAUUAUAAACACCAAGCAAUUGUACUUCCUGGUGGUGCAGUGGUUAAGAAUCCACCUGCCAAUGCAGGGUACACGGGUCCAAGCCCUGGUCCAGGAAGAUCCCACGUGCCACGGAGCAACUAAGCCCGUGUGCCACAACUACUGAGCCUGCGUGCCACAACUACUGAAGCCCGCGCGCCUAGAGCCUGUGUUCCACAACAAAGAGAAGCCACCACAAUGAGAAGCCUGUGCACCUCAACAAAAAGUAGCCCCUGCUCGACGCAACUAGAGAAAAGCCCGCACGCAGCAACGAAGACCCAACACAGCCAAAAAUAAAUAAAUAAAUAAAUAAAUUCGGGAAAAAAAACAACAAAAAAACACCAAGCAAUAGUUUCGUUACCUCCUUCUUUCUCUCCUCUAUUUGCCUAAAGCAAAGGAAAUAUGUUCUCUGGCUCUAUGAAGAGUCUGUGUACUUACCGUAGAAGGCAUCUGUGUUCGCUGUUAUUAGGCACCCAUGUAACCAUGGGGAGAGUCUCUCUUGUUGGACUCAAGGCACUACCAUCAGACCUGGCAUGGAUGGUGAUGAAAUUCAUUGUGACAGCCACGAACAGGAGAUGGAUCACAUUGUGUGUGUCUGUGUGAGAACUUUAAAAAAAAAACAAAACUCAACCCUAAAAUAAGAAGAAAACAGGAAAACUAUUUGCGGUCCAUAUGACAAAAGAUUAAUAUCUUUAUUAAAGAGGCCACGUAAUUCAAUUAGAAACUGUUAAGGGAUUCCAACUGUUAAAUAGGUCAUGAACAGACACUGCAAAGAGGAAACAUACAACAAAAAGUUCAACAUUUAUAAUUAUUAAAUAAUGAAACUUAAAUAAUUAGGUAACAUCUUUACCUAACUAAAUGAGCUUCCCAAACCUAAAAAUAAAGGGAGGGGUGAGGGGUGAGGGGCGCUGAUGAAGAGCAGUGAAACUCCUGAGUAGCACCAAGGGCUCUGUAAACUGAAAUGGGUCUCAGAAAGCAAUGUGGCAGGUGCCAUGUAUCAAGAGCCUAAAGAGUACCUGACCCAGUAAAUCCACUUCUGGGCGUCCAUCAGGAAAUAAUGCAAACGAUGGAAAAAGUCAUAUAACAACCAGCUCCCACUUACUGACACUAACUAUUGCCAGACACCAUGCUAAGCACUUAAAGCACUGAAUCCUCAUAAUUCUACUAGACAGGUACUAAAGACAUGCAGCAAUAUAGAAAACAUUAGAAGAGGGGGGGGAAAAGGAAGAUUCAUAUUUGUAUAUGAUUGUGGUUAUGUAAGAUAUGUAUAUAAUGAUAUAUAAGCUAUAUAUAUACACACACAAAGAUAUGUAAAAUAUGUAUAUUAAAAUGACCAGAUGUACAGUCAUAAAACUACUAUUAAUUGAACUGAUGGAAUUGUGGGCAAUUUUCUUUCUCUCUUCUCCAAAAUGUAUAUAAAGUGAUGAC
Molecule: messenger RNA, 7400 nt
Organism: Globicephala melas (long-finned pilot whale)
Lineage: Eukaryota; Metazoa; Chordata; Mammalia; Artiodactyla; Delphinidae
Gene: KLHL29
Product: kelch like family member 29
Molecular function (GO): protein binding
Source: RefSeq, a predicted model, not a curated record